UCCCGUCAGCCUCCACAACGCUCUUCGUUCAGCAUGGCGACGAAGUACAACAUUGGAGACCCUGUGUGGGCGAAAAUGAAAGGUUUCUCUCCGUGGCCAGGAAAGGUGGCCAAUCCAACGAAGGAGGUGAAACGGCCGGCACUAAAGAAGCCAAUGCAUUGUAUCUUCUUUUUUGGAACCAACAACUAUGCAUGGAUCCAGGAAGACCAGAUCAAGCCAUAUGAAACCAGCAAGGAACAGUUUUCAAAGUCCAGCAAGACAGCCAGCUUUAAGGAAGCAUUGGAGGCCAUCGAGGAUUACGUCAAGAAUCUUCCAGAGCAACCGGUCAGAAGCUCUGAUCUGCCCAGCAUUGAUGAGGAGAUUUCCACAAUAUUCCCUAAUGGUUCUGUGAGCCCCAUAGCGAACACACCAACCAAGGGCCCACCACCUGCAAGAGUAGCUGCCUCUGAAGAUGAAGUUGAAGAGGCACCAGCAACCCCUACUGUGACACCAGUGAAGACGCCCAAGACACCAAAGGAACCAGCCACAACUGACAAAGAGCCAAAGCGGAGAAAAAGAGAGUCGCAGGACCAGUCGCAUCGGGCAUCCAAGCGAACCUCUUCUGAAAGCAGCAGCACAAGCUCGGCGCCCACAAAAAGAAACAAAGCAGCAGCGGCUGAAAAGACUUCCUCGGUGGCAGCUGCAACACCAAAUAACAAUGCAGCUGGCCUCAACAGUGUGUCAAAUGCCACUUCAUCGUCAUCCAAGUCCAGCUCCAACCUUCUGAGGCAGUCUUACGUCACAAGGCCCGUGACGCCACCCCUUGAUGUGGAGAGGAUAUCAGACGUCUUGCGGUCAAAACAUGUCAGCCCGUCGAACCUCAAGUUUGGAUUUCUGGGAUUGGGCAACAUGGGCCAGGGCAUGGUCAAGAACCUCAUCAACUCGGGUCACCACAUCACUGUAUGGAACAGGACACCUUCCAAGUGCCGAGACUUUGUAAAGGCGGGUGCUUUCAAGGGUUUAACUCCUGCUGAUGUUGUCGCAGCAUCUGACAUCACAUUCUGCUGUGUCUCCAAUUCUCAUGCAGCCAAGGAGAUGGUGUUCGGCAACUGUGGUGUUCUGCACGAGAUUAAAGACAACAAGGGCUAUGUAGAGAUGACAUCCAUAGACCCUGACACAUCGCAGGACAUAUCAGAGGCUAUCAUGCUCAGAGGUGGGCGGUACUUGGAAGCACCUGUGUCAGGCUCAAAAAAGCCUGCAGAGGAUGGCACCCUCAUCAUCCUGGCUGCCGGGGACCGAGCACUCUUCAAUGACUGUGCCAGCUGCUUCGAGGCUAUUGGCAGGCAUGCAUUCUACUUGGGGGAAGUGGGCAAUGGCUCCAAGAUGAGCCUUAUCCUCAACAUGCUGCUGGGGACAACAUUAGCUGGUCUGGCAGAAGCAAUGGCUCUUUGCGACCGAGCUGAGCUGUCCCAGAAGGACCUACUCGAGAUACUUGAACUGGGCGACCUCAACUCAGCAGUCAUAAGUCAGAAAGGCCAAGCCAUUAUUGAAGGCACCUUUGCAACCAACAUGCCCCUGCAGCACCUUCAAAAGGACCUUUGCCUUGCCAUUGGCAUUGGUGACCAGUUGGAACAGCCUUUACCAGUCACAGCGGCAGCAAAUGAGGUAUUCAAGCAUGCCAAAAAGCACGGCUACGCGGAACAUGAUGCCUCGGCAGUGUACAUCCGAACUCGACUCUGAACACCAGGAGCCUGCCGACUGAGGAGAGAGACAAGGGCAGGGAGUGCAAGACGCACACACAGCUGCAUGUUCUACCAGAGCAAAAGCCCUGAGCCGCGAUUCAUAACAUGGGGGGGGAUGCAGGGUCAUCCCAUUUUCCGGCUCUUCCGGCCCACAAAAUGGGGGCUGGCAUCUGCAAUGUGCUGGACCCAGUGCUGGUUAGGAAGUGGUGCCUUUUUAUCAGCAGCCGUUUGUGCUUGCAAUUAUUUUGCGUUGUUAAAGCUGGGAUGCUUAGUCGACUGUUGAGCUUCACUACAGUGUUUUUAGGCGGGAGUAUCAGGUAGUGAACUGCCCCGUGUGGCACAAGCAUGAAUAAUUGGUUGCAGAUAGUGGAGCUCUCAUUGUUUUAAAGGCACUUGCAGCCUUAGUGAGCAGAGCCCCUGUGUUGUAAUUUGCCCAUCUUGUGGAGCGUUGUGUGCAUGUGCUUCCAUUUCAGGCUAGGCUAGUUGAUCUAGCAGGGUCCUUCUUGAUUUGCGACUCGCCAAUUUUAUUCUUAUGUGUUGCAGAACUUCAAGUUAGCUAAUGAAUUGAUGCGCUUCAAGGACUCCCACUUUUUUUUAUCGUUGCUUUUGUUUUUCUUCAGGUGCUGGCUGCAACAUUUUAACAGUGCUCUGCAGUAAUAAGUCCCGAGUGCUUAUUGGCUUCGUGCUGAAGUCUUAGUGCAGCAUGACCCUGCACUUAGGAUCUUUAGUAUUUGUGUUGCAACUGUUGAAUUUCUUGUUCCCGUGUUAGGUGGCCUGUGUUUAAGGAAAAAUGUUUCGAGGUGAUAGUUAUACGAAAACCGUGGUGCUUACCAUGACUUCUAUUUCCUUUUUUUUUUUCCUAAGAAAGAGCAACAGAAUAAUGCGUUACAAGGGUAUCCUUUAUAUGUAGCAAGGCACGAACAGAGGGCAGUGUCGUGAUUGGAUGUGCUGCGGCUGUGGCCAGUGCAUUGCGUGUCUGUCCCUGCUAAAGAGUACAAGAUCUCCCUCAUCCCUCUCUUUCUCAUUGCAUUAUAAAGGAAAGUCAGAAACUGUCAGUAAGCUGUUAGUGGGGACUGCACUGUUUAUCGUGCAAGAACUCUGUCCCACAGGUUGGGACGGCGUGCCGGACCCAGCCCCAUAUGCAAGUCAGCAUGGCCCACCUUUCGCGCUCUGGGCUGCACUGUGUGCCGAGUUGUCCUCCUCCUGCUGUUGUUAUACACAUUAACUACAACAUCCCCAUUCCAUUGGAAAGUGUCACCAUGUCACGUACACAGAAGAAUAAAACUAUCAUCUUCACUUUAUUUUAACCUGA
This is a messenger RNA of Dermacentor albipictus, 3033 nucleotides long. It is a transcript of the gene Ndf, whose product is annotated as Nucleosome-destabilizing factor. Gene Ontology annotation, molecular function: NAD binding; NADP binding; oxidoreductase activity, acting on the CH-OH group of donors, NAD or NADP as acceptor. NCBI's taxonomy places the organism in Eukaryota, Metazoa, Arthropoda, Arachnida, Ixodida, Ixodidae. The record is from RefSeq and is a predicted model, not a curated record.